Messenger RNA from Eruca vesicaria subsp. sativa (arugula), 2583 nucleotides. The record is from the annotation of a GenBank genome assembly. Lineage: Eukaryota; Viridiplantae; Streptophyta; Magnoliopsida; Brassicales; Brassicaceae.
AUGUCCCUCUCAGAUUUUUACUCUGCUCGUCCAGGAUCUAGGACAAGGCUUCUUCUUAACUUUGGCGACUCCAGGGAUGAUGUUGUUGGCGCCGCAGCCGCUGCUCUUGAUCUUAUAAAGAAUAAGGAAGUGAAAGCAAUACUGGGACCAAGAACUUCUAUGCAAGCUUCUUUUAUGAUCGAGGUAGGCCAAAAAUCUCAGGUGCCAAUUAUUUCAUUUUCCGCAACGAGCCCAUUCCUAGACUCAGGCCGUAGUCCAUAUUUCUUUCGCUCUACUUACGACGACUCAUCUCAAGUGCAAGCCAUAAGUGAGAUCAUUAAGGUGUUUGGUUGGAGAGAGGUGGUGCCUGUGUAUGAGGACAAUGCCUUUGGUGAAGGUAUAAUGCCUGGUCUUACUGAUGCAUUACAAGCUAUCAACAUACGUAUACCUUAUAGGACUGUGAUUUCACCUAAUGCAACUGAUGAUGAAAUAUCUAAUGAGCUUCUUAAACUGAUGACUAAACCAACUAGAGUGUUUGUGGUUCAUAUAAACCGGUUCCUUGCUUCAAGAUGGUUUCCAAAAGCCAAGGAAACAGGUUUAAUGAAAGAAGGGUAUGCUUGGAUCCUCACUAAUGGAGUUAUAGAUAAUCUUGGUUUGAUGAAUGAAACCGAUAUUAUAGCAAUGCAAGGUGUCAUAGGGAUAAAGACUCAUUUUCCGAUAUCUAAAGAGCUCAAAACAUUUAGAUCAAGAUUGGCUAAGGCGUUUCCGGUUUCCGAGUUGAAUGUCUAUGGAGUGAGAGCUUAUGAUGCAACCACAGCGUUGGCAAUGGCUGUUGAAGAGGCAGGAACAAGUAACAUGACUUUCAGCAAGAUGGAUGGUAGAAACAUAUCUGACCUAGAAGCACUUAGUGUCUCACAAUAUGGUCCAAAGCUUAUCCAUGCACUCUCAGAGAUUAAGUUUAAAGGACUUGCUGGUGAUUAUUAUUUCACUGAUAGACAGCUUCACGUAUCAGUGUUUGAGAUUGUCAAUGUGGUCGGCACUGGAGAAAUGAUGGUAGGAUUCUGGUCACAGGAGAAAGGACUGGUAAGAGAUUUGAGUCCAAGUUCAAGAACUACAAGAACUUUCUCUACUUGGAGAGAUCAUCUGAACCCGAUUGUAUGGCCUGGAUUUACCACUACUGUUCCAAGAGGAUGGGAGAUACCAACAAACGGGAAGAAGUUGAAAAUUGGUGUUCCUGUUGAUACUUUCCCUCAGUUUGUGAAAGUCAAGAAGGACCCUAUAACACAUGAAACCAUAGUAACAGGUUUUUGCAUUGAUUUCUUUGAAGCUGUUAUUCAAGCGAUGCCUUAUGAUGUCUCUCACAGAUACAUUCCUUUUGGAGAUCAAGAUGGCAAACCUUACGGUAACUUCAACGAUUUGUUGCACCAAGUCUAUCUCGGGGUAUAUGAUGCUGUGGUGGGUGAUACGACAAUACUGGCAAAUAGAUCCUCCUAUGUUGAUUUCACUUUGCCAUACACAACAUCUGGUGUAGGCAUGGUUGUCCCUCUAAAAGACAGUGUGACAAGAAGUAGCUUGAUCUUCUUAAGACCUUUGACAUGGGGACUUUGGGUUACAGCACUUUGUUCUUUUUUUGUUCUUGGUAUUGUUGUGUGGAUUCUUGAACAUAGGGUGAACACAGACUUCACUGGACCUUGGCUAUAUCAAAUCAGCACUAUGUUCUGGUUUGCCUUCUCCAUCAUGGUUUUUGCACCCAGAGAAAGAGUGUUGAGCUUAUCAGCAAGGGUGGUGGUUAUCUCCUGGUACUUUAUUGUUCUUGUCCUGACUCAAAGUUACACUGCUAGUUUGUCAUCUCUUCUUACAACACAACAGCUUAAUCCAACUGAAACUAGCAUGAAGAACUUGCUUGCAAAAGGCCAAGAGGGGCCUGUUGGAUACCAAAGAGAUUCCUUCAUCUUGGGGAAACUAAGAGAAUCAGGUUUCCCAAACUCUAGACUCGUGCCGUUUAACUCCGCAGAGGAAUGUGAGGAGCUUCUUAGAAACGGCCCAUCAAAAGGUGGUGUUUCUGCAGCUUUCAUGGAAGUACCAUACGUGAAAGUCUUUCUUGGACAAUACUGCAAGAAUUAUAGAAUGGUGGAGGUUCCAUUUGAUGUCGACGGGUUUGGUUUUGUGUUCCCAAUAGGGUCACCUCUAGUGGCUGAUGUAUCAAGGGCCAUUUUGAAAGUGGCUGAGUCUAACAAAGCAACUCAACUUGAAGAUUCAUGGUUCAAGAACAUAGAUGAAACUUGUCCUGAUCCAAUCACUAAUCCUGAUCCAAACCCAACAGUCACCUUUCGCCAGCUCGGCCUCGAUAGUUUCUUGGUUCUGUUUGCUACUGCUGGUGCCGUCUGGUUCAUUGCCUUGUUGAGAUUUGUGGUCUAUUUCUUAAUAAAGAAUAGGGAUAUACUGAGAGAUAAUAGAACCCAUUGUCAAAGAAUGAAGAAGAUGUUGCAAAGAUUCAUGGAGAGUGAUGAUAGAUCAUACAUAAAUGACGUGAAACCCACAUGUCCAAGUGUAGUAACACCACCUAGGCAGCAGAACACUGGUCCUGGUCAGGGAGACAACUAA